Messenger RNA from Strongylus vulgaris, 786 nucleotides. Lineage: Eukaryota; Metazoa; Nematoda; Chromadorea; Rhabditida; Strongylidae. The record is from the annotation of a GenBank genome assembly.
AACGUUGAUGGAGUAGAGAUUGUACGAGAGAUAUCCCAAUCUCUUCAAAAGAUGAAAGGGUUGGACAAAGUGUAUGCAAUUACUGGUGCAAAAGUGCCAAUAGUGAAGUUUUGGUGCCCGAAAUUUGGUUUUGAGGGAGACAUCAGCUACUACAAUGUCUUAGCUCUGUACAACACACAAUUGCUGCGGACCUACUGUUCAUGGGAUCGACGAGUGGCCCCGGUUGGUAUAUGGGUGAAACGGUGGGCGAAAUCAUGCGAUAUCGGAGAUGCAUCACGUGGCUCGCUGUCGUCGUACGCUAUAAUCAUUCUUCUAAUUCACUACCUUCAAAACUGUGAUCCGCCAGUUUUGCCUCGCCUGCAAGAGGACUUUCGCAAUGGUGACGUGAAACCGAUUUUGGUUGAAAACCAUGAUGUGUACUAUCAUAGAAUACUGCCUGAUAACUUUGAAUGGUCAGAGAAUAGGUUGUCCGUGGCGCAGCUGUUUGUUGGUUUCUUGGAUUACUACGCUCACUUCGAUUUUGAUACGCAGGUAGUACAAAUUCGCCGCAAGAAGCCGCUGCUAAAAAUGGAAAAAGAUUGGAACCGUUCGAUGUGCAUUGAAGACCCAUUCGAUCUCAACCAUAAUUUAGGAUCUGGAGUUUCAAGGAAAAGUGGGAUCAUUUACAAAUUUUCAUCUCGUUAUUUGCAUUCUUGUACUUGCGGAAGCUGUUUUAGUGUUUGUAUUCAUUGCGCGCAAUAUCCACAAUUCUCGGAAACGUUUCAUGCUGUCAGACAUUCGUCGUGA